AAAGACCAGAAUGUGCGCCAUAUUGUACACAACAUUUACCCAGUUAGCAAGCUAAAUUCAGUUGUGAUAACGUGAACUACUUGGAUGUUUGUUGUUGGCUGUUUUUACACUGAGGGAAAUUGUCUGAACCGUGCAAUGGACUGCUUGUUUGAAUCCUAUUGCCCCGACGUGGCAAGGAAAAUGCUAGAGACAGGGAGUGCUGAAAACGGGCGCACUGCAGUAGCUAACCUGCCAGUUAGCAUAUCAAGUCACGUGACAUAGAGCGCGACAUUUAAAGCAAAGUUUUUGACAAAUUUUAGACCACAAUUUGAAGUGUUAACUCAUGUAUAAUGUUCAGCCAAUCUAAGGAGAUUUCAAGAUGACCCACAGGCUAAACUUUCACUGUCUCCAGUGUUGGGUGAGAUGACCUCGUCCACCUUUGGCGGGUCGGCCCCUGUCGUCCCAAACCUGGAGCAUGGGAUGGGAAAGUCUGCCGCCAUGCUGGGGUUGUCUGCUGGGCUGGGUGGAGCAGAGAUGGAGAUGCAGAAAAUGCUCAUCAAUGAGAGGAUGAAAUGCGAAAACCACAGGACCAACUACCAGACGCUAAAGGCUGAACAUUCCAGCCUGCAGGAUGAGUUCACGCGGACACAGGUUGAGUGGAAGCGCCUGCUUAGCGACAGGCAGGCUCAGCAGGAGAAACUGCAACUGCUGUUGGCUGAGCUGCAAGGAGAGCUGCUGGACAAAACCAGGGAGCUGGAGGAGCUUCGACUGCAGGUAAUGACACCUCAGCGGUUGGAGUUACUCAGAGCUCAGGUGCAGCAGGAGAUGGAGGCUCCAGUCAGAGAGAGGUUCAACAAACUGGAGGAGGAGACAGAGAAGUACAGGUCUGAGUACAACAAGCUGCGGUAUGAGUACACUUUCCUCAAGUCCCAGUUUGACCACCAGAGAGAAGAACAUGCUCACAUAAUGGACCAGAAGAAGAUUCGCUAUGAGGCAGAGCUUUCUCGUCUGGAGAAGGACAGGGAGGACCUGGUGGCUCAGUACCAGGGUUCCGACCCACUGUGUGAUGGGAAACGUGUAGAGGCUCUGCUGAGGGAUAAAGCACAGCUCCAUCUGCGGUUAAAGGGGCUGGAGUCAGAGGUGGCUGAGCUUCGAGCCCAGAAAGAAAUCUCCGGUCAGCAGGCUGAGAAUGUGCAACGUAUCCAGAUCAGACAGCUAUCAGAGUCUCAGGCUACAGUGAAGUCACUGGAGGCAGAGCAUCAGUCAUUGCGCCUGCAGCUGGAGCGGACUGAGAGUGAGCUACAUCUGAGCGACGAGCAGAACAGCCAGCUCACUGGGCAACUGCACAAAGCUGAGAGAGAGGUCAACUCCCUCACCUGUCAGAUUGAAAGCCUGAAGCAUUCCAAUAAGAUGGAGGUGGCCAGUGUCAAACUGGAAUGUGCCCGCUCUAAAGGGGAGGUAGUGAGGGAGAGAGACACACUGCAGGGGCAGAUGGAUGGUCUGCAGGCAGAUGUGGAGGUCCUAAAAGCUGCAGUGGAGCGACACAAAGAAGUUCUGGUGGAGAAGGAGAGGGAGAUGGUCAGGAAAGUGCAGUCUGCCCAUGAGGAGGAGUUCCACAAAAUUGCAACUUUGCACGAGGAAAAGUUAGAGUUGGAGAACCGUCUUGCAGCACUGGAACAGCAGAGAGCGCUGAAGGAUGCUGCAGAUCAUGCCCAGAAUGAGGAGAGGGAAGAAUGUCUCCAUAGUGCCCAGCAAGGCGAGGAGUCAGCCCGCAGAGAAGUGCAGAACCUGAGAAACAAACUUCAGCAGCAAAGCUCACAGCUUGAUGAGCUGGAGACACAGAAAGCAGAAAUUGCUGAGCUACAGCAGCAGAACCAAGAUCUAGGUGUCCAGCUGGGGACGCUGUUGCACUCUGAAAGGGAUUUGAUGGAGACAAACCAGCACCUCAGUGAAACACUGGACAGGGUCAGGGAGGAGCUGAGGAUGGCCCGAGGCCAGGCUCAGAAAAGCCAACACGAGGCAGAUAGGAUGCUGGAAGACCGUCAGGUUGAAUGGUUUGAGGAGAAACACAAGCUGCAGGAGCGAGAGGUCGAGCUGCAGGAGAAAUACUCUCAGGUCAGAGAGAAACUGCAGAGAGCAGCAGUUGCUCAGAAGAAGAGGAAAACGCUGACAGAGAACAAAGAGAAGAGACUGCAGGAUAAGAUCCAGUUGCUGGAGGCAAAAAUAGAGGAACUGAAACUGGAAGCAGCUGCAACAAAGAAACGGUCAUCAUUCUCAGAGGAACAAACUCAACUCAGCAGACGGUUGAAGGAGCUGCAGCGACGACACAAUGAAUUUCGACGCCUCCUACUGGGUGGCCAGGGUCCUUUCAGUGUAGGCCCUGUGUUCCUGACUUCCUCACCCACCCCCUUCCUCUUCAGGUCUGAGGGGCCGUUAUCAAACAUCCCUGAGGAGGAAAUAAUCCCGAAUGCAACGCAGCAUCAGCACAGGAGGAACAGCAUCAGAGGGAGCUCUCUCUGCUGCGUAGGAGGCUGGAGGAUCUGGAAAGCACUCAGCAGCAGCAGCUGGAGGAACUGGGAUCUCUGGUGCAGAGGGACCGGGACCCCACUCUACAGCCUGACCUCUGACCACUACUUCCCAUAGGACUUGCAGUAUAAUUACAGAUUGAGAUGAAGCCCUUUUUUCACAUAAAGGACAGCAAC
Molecule: messenger RNA, 2681 nt
Organism: Xiphias gladius (swordfish)
Lineage: Eukaryota; Metazoa; Chordata; Actinopteri; Istiophoriformes; Xiphiidae
Gene: cep83
Product: centrosomal protein 83
Exons: 17
Coding region: 403-2622 (739 amino acids)
Cellular component (GO): centrosome
Source: RefSeq, a predicted model, not a curated record